AUGACGUCGAGGGAGAGGCAGAACAAUCGAACCGUGAACGACACGGUGCUCGAGGAUGAAGACAGGAAGGGGGGCGAGAGCAACUGGGAGGAGGUCACCAUCGGAGUGCUAGGUACUCUCACCUUUGUCUCCAAUCUCCUCGUCCUCGUCGCCGUUCAGAUGCACCGGAAGAGCAAGAACCGCAUGUUUUACUUCAUCAAGCACUCGUGCAUCGCGGACAUGAUCACGGCCGUCUUCACCGAUUUCAGUCAACUGAUCUGGAGGCUCCAUGGGUCUUGGCAAGGUGGGAACGUUCUCUGCAAGAUCGUCCUGUAUCUUCAACCGUUCGGGAUGGUCUUGAGUUCCUACAUAUUUGCGAUGAUGGCUUUGGAUCGGUAUCAAGCCAUCUGCCACCCGCUGUCGGACAGGACCUGGUCCUUCAAGAAGUCGAAGAUCAUGAUCUUCGUAGCGUGGUCGAUCUCGAUUCUGAUCUGCAUCCCCCAAAUGAUCAAUUAUUCCCUGACCCUGGAGGGCGGGGAACCGAAUUGCAUCGCCAAAUUCAUAGAACCGUGGGGCGAGAAGGCUUACGUCACGUGGUAUAGCAUCGCUUUUUUCUUCGUUCCCCUCUUCGUCGUCAGCUACGCCUACUGGAACAUCACGAGAACCAUCUGGCGCAACUUCGCGAGCAAGAACCGGGCAUCCCGAUGCGAGAGAGAGGAACGAAAUAUCGACCCGAGGACGAGUUCCAUGAGGGGCAUAUCCAAAGCCAAGAUCAAGACUUUAAAAUUGACCUUCACUGUCAUCAGCUGCUUCAUUGUUUGCUCCUUGCCGUUCAUAUCAACUGUGCUCUGGGUGACUUGGGAUCCGGACGCCCGAUUUUCUGCUUUCUUUAGAGGGCCAGGAGCGGCAGUGUUGGCACACCUGGCAGCCCUGAACAGCUGUAUUAACCCAUUCAUCUACCUUUUCUUCAAUCCCAACCUCGUGACGACAAUGAAGGAGUGGGUCUCAUUCCUCCAUUGUGCUUGCCCGGGGUGCAUCAAGUCCACCGUCUCUCGAACGAGAGAUAACGAAUUUAGUGAGAUGACCAAGAACUCUGAGACUGUGGUCACAACACAAGCCACUCACCUCAAUGAGACAUUCAUAAAGAUGCACAAACUCAACUCUAAAGGGGCAGUGGAAGUUUAGGGGAACGCCUCAGGCUGUUCUUUUUGUGAUAUUUUCUUAUUUGGGGUUAUCUCGACGACGAUCCUCCUAACAUCAAGACGAUGAGUCACGCUCUCCAAGUGAAUAUUUUAUUUUAAAAAUAAUGAUAAAUCCUCGAGAGUGCAAUUGUCUUUAACCUUUAUCGUACGAAGGUCAGAUAUAUCGAACGCUACAACUUCCAUUGGAUGAAUGUUAGAUAUAUCUAACGCUAUACACGUGUCACGUCAACCAGCUCUUAUGGUCCUUGGGUAGGCUUCUAACCCAAACAAAUGAUAUAAGUCAAACCCUUGGGGUUUAAAAGGGCGGAAUUAAUUUCCGGCCGCGAGGGGACUGAAGGAUGUAAAAACUCCAUACGAUGAAGGUUAAAUGAAGGAUCAUGCGGCGCUUUAUUUUUAAAUCGCUCAUGGAUGAAACAUUUACCUUUGCUGCAUUGCCCAAUAUUCAAUUCUGAUUCUAGUGGGUCAAAUUCGACCAUAAGUGUUGUGAAGUUUUCCAUGCAAUUGUUUUUUGUCCAAAGUGGUUGUCACCAGGAUGGAGGAAAUAAUAGGGGCAAGAAGAGGGAGCGA
Molecule: messenger RNA, 1748 nt
Organism: Darwinula stevensoni
Lineage: Eukaryota; Metazoa; Arthropoda; Ostracoda; Podocopida; Darwinulidae
Source: the annotation of a GenBank genome assembly